Molecule: messenger RNA, 960 nt
Organism: Cynara cardunculus var. scolymus (artichoke)
Lineage: Eukaryota; Viridiplantae; Streptophyta; Magnoliopsida; Asterales; Asteraceae
Product: peptide methionine sulfoxide reductase
Exons: 2
Coding region: 180-740 (186 amino acids)
Biological process (GO): cellular response to oxidative stress
Cellular component (GO): cytoplasm
Molecular function (GO): peptide-methionine (S)-S-oxide reductase activity
Source: RefSeq, a predicted model, not a curated record
CAUCACCACUACCACCGCCUCCGUCUCUCCCUCUCCUCCCCAUCUCCUACAACCUCUCUCUCUCUAAACCCAUCUCCUUCCCUCUAACCACCACCACCAGACACCCUUAACCCUUCGUCACACCCCCAAAAUCAUGAGCUGGACUGGGGUUCGGUACACGCACCCCGGCCGACGCUUCCAUGGACCAGUCCUCUAUUGCCCAGGGCCCUGACGACGACCUUCCUGCUCCCGGCCAACAAUUCGCACAGUUCGGCGCCGGCUGUUUCUGGGGCGUCGAGUUAGCGUUCCAGAGAGUUCCAGGUGUUAGCAAGACCGAAGUCGGUUAUACCCAAGGAUUUAUGCAUAACCCUACUUAUAAUGAUAUAUGUUCUGGUACUACCAACCAUUCUGAAGUUGUUAGGGUUCAGUAUGACCCCAAAUCCUGUAGCUUCGACAGUUUGCUCGAUUGCUUCUGGGAGAGGCAUGAUCCUACCACACUUAAUCGUCAGGGAAACGAUGUUGGAACACAAUAUAGAUCUGGGAUAUACUUCUACACAGCUGAGCAAGAGAAAGCAGCAUUAGAGUCAAAGGAGCAACACCAGAAAAAAAUGAACAGAACAAUCGUGACAGAGAUCCUGCCUGCAAAGAAGUUCUACAGGGCAGAGGAGUACCAUCAACAGUAUCUUGCAAAGGGAGGUCGUUUUGGGUUUAAACAAUCCACCGACAAAGGUUGUAACGACCCUAUUCGUUGCUAUGGUUAAAUAUGCUUCAGUCUCUCAUACUUAUAAUGUACAAUGACUGUUAAUUCACUAUUACUUUAAAUGAUUUGGCAGUCCUACAACAGGUUAUUUAUAUUAUGGAGUGGUGACAUAAAAWAAACCUGGAGGAGCUUUUCCCAGACUGGUUUUUGUCUGGUUGAUUGUUGUUGUCAUAAAUGGCUCUUCUAUUUGAUUGUUUUAAUGUAAAUAAUAUGUUGAUGGC